AUGACCGAGCUUGUCAGUUCUCAUACCGCAUCUAUUCAAAAGUUGGAGAUGCAAAUGAGAGAUCUCUCAAGAGAGAAAAAUCCAAAGCAAAAGGGGACACUCCCAAGUGACACAAUUGCAAACCCAAAGGGUAAUGGGUGUGGUCCAACUUCUCAUUGCAUGGCAAUUACAACUCAGAGUGGGAACGUACUUCAAGGAGAGAAUGAACAAGUGGUCAAAGUGGAAGAUUCCGAACAAGAAGUUGAGGCACAAGUUGAAUUGCCAAUUGUUGUUGAAGCUAAAAAGUUUCCGGAAGAGUUGAAAGUUCAAGAAGUGAACUGGGAAGAGGUUAUGGAAAAGGUGAAAGAGACGCCAAAAACUCUAGCACCAAUUCCUAGACUUCCUCCUCAUUUUCCUCAAAGACUUGCUAGGAAGGUUUAUGAUAGCAAACUCGAGAAGUUCUAUGACAUUCUCAAGCAAUUAUCGGUAAAUAUUCCAUUUGUGGAAACAUUUCAAGAGAUGCCGAGUUUUGCUAAGUAUUUGAAAAACAUGAUCACCAAGAAGAAAACCACCAAGAAUGAAGUGCAAGCGGGGUUAGGUAUUCUGAGGCCUACAAGUAUGAGGUUGCAAAUGGCCGAUCAUUCAAUAAAGAGACCGGUGGGAAUUAUUGAUGAUGUGCUUGUGAAAGUGGGAAAUUUCCUCCUCCCCACCGACUUUGUGAUCCGUGAUUGUGCUGUUGACAACGAGAUGCCUAUCAUCUUGGGAAGGCCAUUUCUUUCUACCGGAAGAGCACUCAUGGAUUUGAAACGAAAUGAGAUCAAGUUCCAAGUAAAUGAUGAAGAGGUCACAUUCCAAGUGAUCAAGGGUAUGAAGUUGCCAAAUGCAAAUGAAAGCAUCUCAGUCAUUGAUAUUGUUGAUGAGGUAGAAGAUGCAAUUGAGAUGAAGAUGAAAGAACAAUGCCUUGGUGAGGCAUUGGUGGCUAUUUUGGUAAAUUUUGAUGGUGAAGAUAUGUAG
This is a messenger RNA of Nicotiana tabacum (common tobacco), 993 nucleotides long. NCBI's taxonomy places the organism in Eukaryota, Viridiplantae, Streptophyta, Magnoliopsida, Solanales, Solanaceae. The record is from RefSeq and is a predicted model, not a curated record.